AUGGCUCCAAGCAAACCUCCAGUGAUCCAGCAGCAACAAAGAGAUGCGUCAAGUAAACUAGACGUUAUAAUUGUCGGUGCUGGUCUAGGUGGCCUCGGUGCUGCUAUAUCUAUUCUCCUUGCAGGCCACAAUGUGCACAUCCUCGAAGUUGCGCCUGAGAUAGGAGAAAUUGGGGCCGGUAUACAAUGUCUUCCCAACAGUACCCGAGUACUCACAGCCUGGGGUCUUGAAGAGCGUCUCUCAAAACAUGCCACGACUCCGCGUUUAUGCAACAUGAUCGGCUGGAAGGGGAAUAAGAUCAGCGACAUGAACUUCCAUGAGUACGAGAAAGAGUGCGGAACACCUUUUUGGGACUUUCAUCGUGCGAAUCUGCAUUUGGGUUUGUUAGAGAGGGCACAGGAGCUCGGCGCAAAGUUGACGACGAAGACGAAGGUCGUGGAUGUUGAGUAUGAGAGCAGUGGAGAUGGCCAUAGUACGAUCGGCAUCGCAGUGUGUGAAGAUGGAAAGAGGUACAAAGCGGACCUGGUUGUAGGUGCGGACGGCAUCAAUUCAAAGUGCCGGGAAAUAUUACUUGGCCACGAGGAUCCGCCGCUUCUAACAGGAGACUUGGCUUAUAGGUUGUUACUCAACACGGAGGAUAUGAUGAAGGAUCCAGAACUGCGAGGUUUUGUGGAAGAUCCGCAAGUUAAUUAUUGGAUUGGACCAGAUGCACACGCUGUCAAUUAUGUCCUCCGUGGUGGGAAGCUCUUCAACAUGGUUCUUCUAGUACCUGAUGACAUGCCCGCUGGUGCAAACACAUUGUCCGGCAAUGUGGAGGAAAUGCGAGCCCUGUACAAAGACUGGGACCCACGGAUACCAAAAUUGCUCGCUCUCUGCGAAUCGGUGUACAAGUGGCGCUUGAUGAUCCGACCGGGCCUUGAUCCAACUUGGUCUCACGAGUCUGCGGCUUUCGCAAUACUUGGCGAUGCAGCUCACGCGACUCUCCCGUAUCUUGCGAGCGGUGCUGGUAUGAGCUUAGAGGAUGGCCAUGUGCUCGGGCUAUGCCUGGGGAGAUUGAAAGGCAAGAGUACUGCAGAGAAAAGACGGGCCUUGGCCGUAUACGAGCGUUGCCGUAGGGAACGAACUGAACGUGUUGUAUUGCGAGGAAAUCGACAGCAAUACUUGUACCAUAUUCACGACGGCGACGAACAGCGAAAGCGCGACCAACAGCUUCGUGCUUUUGCCGAGUUCAAUGGGAGGGGCAAGAUCAGCAGAGAACAGUACGAAGCAAAGGGUCUCAAUGUCGAGGAUGACCCGUUAGCAUGGCGUUGGGGUGGUGUAGGCAGUUGGCUUUUGACGUAUGUAUGCGAAGAAGACGUUGAAAAGAGGUGGCGGGAGUUUGAGCUCGAGCGCAGAGGCAACAGUGACACUGUUAAUGAAGAGAACGUCCGAUCAGUUCUGUAG
Messenger RNA from Parastagonospora nodorum SN15, 1443 nucleotides. RefSeq lists its product as hypothetical. NCBI's taxonomy places the organism in Eukaryota, Fungi, Ascomycota, Dothideomycetes, Pleosporales, Phaeosphaeriaceae. The transcript has 3 exons. Bases 1 to 1443 code for a protein of 480 amino acids. Gene Ontology annotation, biological process: secondary metabolite biosynthetic process. The record is from RefSeq and is a predicted model, not a curated record. Gene Ontology annotation, molecular function: monooxygenase activity; FAD binding.